Messenger RNA from Gasterosteus aculeatus aculeatus (three-spined stickleback), 1937 nucleotides. RefSeq names its product uridine phosphorylase 2 (gene upp2). NCBI's taxonomy places the organism in Eukaryota, Metazoa, Chordata, Actinopteri, Perciformes, Gasterosteidae. The record is from RefSeq and is a predicted model, not a curated record. Gene Ontology annotation, cellular component: cytosol; cytoplasm. Gene Ontology annotation, molecular function: uridine phosphorylase activity. Gene Ontology annotation, biological process: nucleotide catabolic process; uridine catabolic process.
CCUGCACAACGAAGAAGCGGAUGUAGUUUGCAGUUAAAAUGUGUGUGCGUGCGUCUUUCGUCGUAUUACCACAACAACGUAUGACAUGUCAGUGUCAAGAGGUUAUGUCCCUGUUCUCUGGGUAAGUGCAUUUUUACAUAACAUCUGUGUUUUUCCACCCUCCGAUGGGUUUUAUUUUUGAAGUUAAACCGACGCUGCGACUGGUGGAUGUUUUUGAGCCACCUACGACAGGUGCUACUCCUCUCUUUACAACCAAUCAGGGAGCAGGGUCAAAGGUCAACGCUAUAUCAGCUGUGCAGUCAGACACAGCGUUUUCAUAAACAUUCGUAACAAGUAUUUGGAGUUUUUUGCAGAAGAACUUUUAAAGACAUUUUAAACUGGAUUUCAAAGCGUCUCCUGCAGUCAUGUCACCAAUUUUACUUAACUGUUUGGGGAAGGACCCCAAUGAGUACAUCAAGGAACUAGUGCAAGUGAAAAAUCCCUACCUGGACGGCAUGGAGGAAGAUAUUCUCUACCACUUGAGCCUGAGCACCAAGACUCACAAUCUUCCAGAAAUGUUUGGAGAUAUUAAGUUUGUGUGCGUCGGAGGCAGCGCAAACCGAAUGAAGGCUUUCGCCCAGUUCAUCCACAAGGAACUGGAACUGAAUGGAAACCCAGAGGAAGUCAGCGAUAUCUGCGAGGCAACUGACCGCUACUGCAUGUACAAAGUAGGACCAGUGCUCUCAAUUAGUCAUGGAAUGGGCGUCCCUUCCAUCUCCAUAAUGCUGCAUGAGCUCAUCAAACUGCUGCACCACGCUCAGUGCCGUGAUGUUGUCCUGUUUCGCCUUGGAACGUCCGGUGGUGUUGGUCUGGCUCCUGGGACAGUGGUGGUCACGGAUAAAGCGGUGGACUACUCCUUCCUCCCCCAGUUUGAGCAGGUGGUCCUGGGUAAAGUCAUCACCAGGAGCACGGAGCUGGACGAGGGAGUAGCCAAAGAGCUUCUGCAGUGCUCCUCCGAGCUUCAGAACUUCCCUACGGUGAUCGGAAAUACCUUGUGCACCCACGACUUUUACGAAGGUCAAGGCCGACUCGACGGAGCUCUUUGUUCCUUCUCCCACGAAGACAAGCUGGAGUACCUGAGGAAGGCAUACGAGGCCGGCGUGAGGAAUAUCGAAAUGGAGUCCUCCGUAUUUGCGGCUAUGUGCCGUGUCUGUGGCCUCAAAGGAGCUGUGGUCUGUGUUGCAUUGCUGAACCGCUUUGACGGAGACCAGAUCACCGCCACUCAUGAUGUCCUGGUGGAGUAUCAGCAGAGACCUCAAAUCCUAGUAUCCCACUUCAUCAAGAAACGCCUGGGUUAUGUUGUAUGAAAUCUCUAUGUCUGCCACCCCAACCCCACCUUGCCAAACGGAGUGUAUAUAGCUGAUAUGUGCAUUUGUGUAUAUACUAUAUUUAACAAGUUAAUAUGUGUAUUAGACACUUAUUUAAAAAGUUGUUUUCAUGAUUGAAUCUGUGAAGCUCAAAUAUAAAGUAUGCAUCAUACUUUAUAUUUGAGCUUCAUCAACUUUCAUAUACAUAUAAACAUGUAUAUGAAAGUGUGAAUCAUAUUGUUUGAUGUGUAGCACCCUGGUAUUUAUGUAAGGUUUGUGUUGAUUUCUAUAUUUUACUUGAACUUGUAACAAAAAUUGUUGUGUGUAUUAGCAAGUUUGGAAAUGAUUUGCCUCCAUAGGAGGUUCGCACCUGUUAGAAGCCUUUACGAGAGCAUUUAUUAUUCCUUUUUAACUUUUAUUAUAAUACAGGAAGUGAUUCCUGUAAGAGAUUCAUAUGUACUUGUUUCUUCCACACAACUGUCAAGACAUGUUGACAAAUGUGUAGAUAGGUCAUCUUCCUCUGGUACAUGUUUAUUGUCACUCAGUGAUACUGGCUUUGUACAAACGUUCAAUAAAAGUAAACAAUAGUAA